ACUAAAAAUACCUUUAAUUCUAGUAACCUUUUACUUUUUACUUACAAAUUUAAUGUGUUUUGAAACAAAUUAGAUAGAACAAAGACACUUAGACACUCAGACUAACACACUUAACACAACAUUGUUUUGUUCUUCGUUUAAGUUUAUUUAAAAUGGACCAAACACAGAAUGCAAUUCCACCAUCGAAGACUUCACGAAUUCGUCGGAUUCGAGCUGAGCAGGCGAACCGGCAGAUUGAAGAGAAAUAUGAAGUUCCCAUACUUGACACCAGAGCCCACUACAGAGCAAUGUGUAGACGAAAUGGUAUGGAUAGACGAUAUAUAAAAGAUUAUGAUUACAAUCAGGAUGACAACUUGAAACAUAAGUGUAACGAUCUACCAGAUAUCUUGAUUCGUCAUCCUACUUAUAAGAAAUUUAAAAUACCUUUCGAUGUCAUUUGCAAUGCCAGUUAUAAGCAAGCUUUUGUCAAAUAUGACAAUAAAUUUCGUCAAGAAAUCGAUAAACUGAUUGACAAUCAACCUUGUGCCAGGGAAGCUGCAUAUUUUAUACGUGUUAUAUCGUAUACAACUCUGUGGCCACCAUAUCACAGUGUUGCUGAAAUAAAACGCACCAGUGAAAAUUUUUUCAGUCUCACACGUGAAGAAAAAAAACGUUUUCGUUGGAUAAUGGCUAAUGACUUCGUUUAAAACUGGCCAAAACGAAUCAGGCCGAAGUUAAAGUAUUUGAAAUUUGACAUAUGCUCUUUUGAAGGCUUUAAUUAAGCUGAUGUUUUUGGCCAGUUUUCAAUGAAACUUCUGCCACAAAAAAAAAAACAACAACAACAGAAGAACAAAAACUACCAGGAUCUUAUACAUCAGCACCUUCAUAAUUAGAGCUAUAAUCUAACUUCCUAAAAUUUAUAGAUACAUACAAGUAUUAUUAUUCAAUGCGAAUUCGAUUAUUAAUUAAAGUAGUUAUCUUUAAUGGUUUAUAAAGCAAUAAAAUACAGUACUUUAA
Drosophila willistoni is the source of this 996-nucleotide messenger RNA. RefSeq lists its product as uncharacterized. The record is from RefSeq and is a predicted model, not a curated record. NCBI's taxonomy places the organism in Eukaryota, Metazoa, Arthropoda, Insecta, Diptera, Drosophilidae. The transcript has 3 exons. The coding region runs from base 153 to 686 and encodes 177 amino acids.